UACUACUACCACUGCUACUAUACUACUUUUACUGUUACUGCUACUACUAAAUCCACCCUCAAAUCUCAAAUGCCUCAGUUUCUCCUUUUCAACAUUAUUUUAAAAAUUGUUUGAUGAAUAUAUUUCUUAAAGUUCUGUCAGAGCAGUGUAAGAGACUAUAUUGAUAUUGGACAAUACAAUGUUCAAAGGAGUGUGAUAAGUGGUAUUAUACAUGUGACUACAGUGUUGGAUCUGUAAAACGAAACAGAAUAUAAAUGUUUAAAAGGCCCGGGAAAAGUAGCCGCAAGUUGCUCGUAAUGGUAUAUUAAUAAUUUUAAAUAACUGAUUUUAAUCUGAAUAUGACAAAGGUGUGAUUCUACCCUUUUGCUACUUAAAGAAAGUGGCUACUUUACGGCCUUUCGAAAUGAUAAUUCAAAACUUUCGUUUUAUAAAAGCAAAGGGAUGAUGAAAAAGAGGAUUUUGUGGUCUCUUGGUGGAAGAGGAGCGAUUGCACCCAAGCCCAGCUUUCGACCUGCUUUCCGUUUCACUCAAUUGUCGACAGGAUUUUGGUUCCCACCGAGUUACAAACCAAACAUAACGCAAAAGACAAUGCAGAGUGAAUCGAUUUCGAUUAUUUCAGUCGCACUAUUAUUUGCACACAUGUUCCAACUUCUAUUGUUUCUUUGACGACACAGUGGCGUGUCGCUCUUUUGUAGAAAGUGUGAAAUUGAACAAGAAUACUGAAUCGUAUAUUCUGAAGUCUCUUCUAAAUAUAUAAAUGCCGUUGAUGCACUGUCCACAACCAGUCAUCAAAAAGUUGUUCACAAGGAGAACUUGUAAUAACUGACAGAUCUGCCUUGCCUGGUUAAUCUUUAAUUCAUAGCUUUGAAUUGACAUUUUCAAAGGAAAGUGAAUACAUCAUCUUGUAGUUUUGUUCCCAAACGGCCAGUUUGGGGCCUUACAAGGAUCAUGGCGGGAAGAGCUCAUUUCAUUUUGUUAGUGAGUUUUUUAGCGGUACUGUGCUGCGUCUUUGAGCAGACAACCGCCCAAGAUGCGCAACUGGAAGAGAUCAUUCUUCAAGUCGAGAAGAGAAGUGUAGCCAGGAACGACGAAUAUUACGCUGAAGAUGAAAAUCUGGAAGAUGUAGCAGAUCGUUGGAGCUUGGAACCAAUGGACCUCCUCCUUCAGUUCAACAGCCGCAAGCGACGUGAUGCCAUCAAGAAACGCAACAUCAAAGCCGCUAAUGCACCCGGGGCCGCUGCCCUGGUCGACGACGGACUCGAACGCGGCGAGAGGUCCAGACGACAGGCCGACGGCGAACUGACGAAGGAGGAAGAACGUCUUCAGAAAGAAGCGCUGAAGGAGGAAAAACGUCUUCAGAAGGCAGAGCGGAAGAGAUUGAGGAUAGAAUACAGGGAGCGGAGGAGGGCGCAGAGGAGGGCAAGGAAGUUACUAAGGAAACUGGCUAAGCAAAGGAGAAAAGAAGAACGUAUACAAAAAAGGCUUGAUAGGCAGGAGUUUGUUAAAGCGAUCCGAACUGGCAACGAGGCUGUUCUGGAACGAAUGCUCAACAUCGACAUCGACAUGCAGAUCAACAUGAAUGAUAUCUGCGAACACUCGACCCACCACGGUUAUGCUGACGUUACAUGUGACCGCAGAGCUACCUACCGUACUAUGAACGGGUCAUGUAACAACCUUGAACAUACAAGCUGGGGUAGUUCUCUCGAACCCCUAGUCCGAUGGCUACCAGCGAACUACAGCGGUCAUGGAAGCUUUCUUCCUCGCAAUUACCACUCCUCCCCGCGUGAAGAAUCGACAUCGUUCGCCGAUGCAGAUGACGGCAGCAAAGACAAGGCACAAUCUGGUGUCAGUAUCCUUAUCAUGCACUGGGGCCAGUUCACCGAUCACGACAUCACACACACCCCUGCUGCCCAUGAGCCUUGUGACUGUGGGACUCUGAACUCCUCCUGCUUCCCGCUUCAAGUUCCGGGCAAUGACCCAGUUUUCAAGGACAGGGUAUGUUUUGAGGUGCCCCGGACCCUCGCUCACUGCGGUGAUAGUAAAGCGAGAGAACAGUUCAAUGAAAUCACAGCUAUGAUAGAUGCGUCUAAUGUGUACGGAUCAACGGAAGGAGAGGUAGAAUAUCUCAGGUUUCGCUCUGUGCCAGGGCUAACCAGUAAGGAGCUCGCCAUUGGGUCUGGUCGGUUACGAGUUCAAGAGUUCCCCGAGGAUGAAAACCGGGGUGCCCUUCUUCCCCACCAUCAAGAAGAAAGCGGCAACUGCUUCGGUGAGGACAAAAAACUCGGCAUCGUCUGCGGAGAGGCGGGUGAUUUUCGUGCCAACGAACAGCCGGGUUUGACAAGUCUUCACACCAUCUUCGUCCGUCUGCACAAUGAGAUCGCCGAGGGGUUGAAGAGUAGGAAUCCAGGGUGGGCUCGCAACAGUGAUCGCGUAUUCGAAGAGGCUCGGAAGAUUGUGGGCGCCACCAUGCAGGCUAUCACCUACAAUGAAUACCUUCCCACUCUCUUGGGAAAGGCGGAAUACAAAAAGUAUAUCGGACUGCGUUACUCGGGGUACGACUCCAGCAUCAACCCGUCUAUUUCGAACGUGUUCGCAACAUCAGGGUUUCGUCAGGGGCACAGCGCUGUAGAUGAUAGUCUUUACCGAUAUCAAGUCAAUGCAGAGGGUGAUGAUAUCCCUCUAGAACCCCUACCCAUUGCCAAGGCAUUCUUCAACGCCUUCUACAUGUAUGACGUCGCAAACGGCGGUAUUGACGGGUUUAUGCAGGGAAUGAUCAGACAAACUGCUCGUAAAAUCGACCGUUUCUUCAGCCAAACACUACUAAACCAGCUCUUUGUCAACCCUGAUGAGAGCGAUGAUGCAACUGGUCUCGAUCUCUUGUCCCUCAACAUACUCCGUGGUCGAGAUAACGGCAUCCAACCUUACUAUCGCUGGAGAAAAUACUGCGGUCUGUCGCCGAUCACAAAAUGGUCUGAUCUUAAGAAGAUAAUGACCGCAGAUACCAUUGCUAAACUCAAGAAAACAUACGGCAACGAAAAUGCUGAUGUGCAACUCAUCGACCCAUUCGUGGGAUUCGUCGCCGAGAAACCGGCCAACAAGGACGGGACUUUAGGCCCUACUCUAUCAUGUAUCAUCGGUCGUCAGUUUAAGAGUCUACGGGAGGGAGAUCGUUUCUUCUAUCUCAAUCCUAAAGGUCCACAGGCUUUUACUAAAGCUCAACGAGAUGUGAUCGACAAAAUGACUAUGGCUCGUGUUCUUUGUCAAACCCUUGACAACCCUGUCACAUUCCAGAAGAAUGUCUUCAAGUUGGCUGAUCACCGCACCAACCCAAAAGCUGACUGCUUCGCAUAUAAAUCCAUCCCUAAGUUUGAUCUUGACCCAUGGUGUGUGAAUGCCAACAAAUGUGUGAGGAAAGAAUCGGGCCUUUAGGCUUGGUCGACUGCAUAGCUAGUAGAGGAGGGAGGAGUCAAUAGUUCCCUCCCACAUUCAAUCGUAAUGGAGGAAACUAUUUAGGAGCUCCCGUAUCUAGUUGAUUCAGAGACAGUCGUGACAGCGGAAAUAGUUACUGAUUGGUCAGCCAUUUCAUGCAGCUCCAAGUUCACUUCCAUAGAGAUUGUGCAUAGGAGGGAACUAUUUAAGCUAUGGAGGCUCUCGCGUAUUAUGCUCAUGUCACAAUUUUCUCUCUCAAAUAAGUUAUGGGGGCUCCAUGAACCUAUGAGCGCGUGUACGCGUUUCACAACAUUGCCUUUACUAGCUAUGGGCGACUGUAUACGUACUGCCACGUCGUGGGUAUUUUAAGAAAUUAUAAUGAAGUCUUAAUUAUCUUGG
Messenger RNA from Strongylocentrotus purpuratus (purple sea urchin), 3828 nucleotides. Its product is annotated as myeloperoxidase. Gene Ontology annotation, biological process: response to oxidative stress. The transcript has 13 exons. The record is from RefSeq and is a predicted model, not a curated record. Bases 949 to 3429 code for a protein of 826 amino acids. NCBI's taxonomy places the organism in Eukaryota, Metazoa, Echinodermata, Echinoidea, Camarodonta, Strongylocentrotidae. Gene Ontology annotation, molecular function: heme binding; peroxidase activity.